CAAAGUGCUGGGAUUACAGGCGUGAGCUACCACUCUUGGCUGAAGAUCCAUUUUAAGAAGAUUUAUUCCUCUAUGAUGGAGAAGUAUGAAAAAAUUGGGAAAAUUGGAGAAGGAUCCUAUGGAGUUGUUUUCAAAUGUAGAAACAGGGACACGGGUCAGAUUGUGGCCAUCAAGAAGUUUCUGGAAUCAGAAGAUGACCCUGUCAUAAAGAAAAUCGCCUUUCGGGAAAUCCGAAUGCUCAAGCAACUCAAGCAUCCCAACCUUGUCAACCUCCUGGAAGUCUUCAGGAGGAAACGGAGGCUUCACCUGGUGUUUGAAUAUUGUGACCACACAGUUCUCCAUGAGUUGGACAGAUACCAAAGAGGGGUACCAGAACAUCUCGUGAAGAGCAUAACUUGGCAGACACUGAAAGCUGUAAAUUUUUGCCAUAAACACAAUUGCAUACACAGAGAUGUGAAGCCAGAAAAUAUCCUCAUCACAAAACAUUCCGUGAUUAAGCUUUGUGACUUUGGAUUUGCUCGGCUUUUGACUGGACCGAGUGACUACUAUACAGACUACGUGGCUACCAGGUGGUACCGCUCCCCUGAGCUGCUGGUGGGGGACAGGCAGUACGGCCCCCCGGUGGAUGUUUGGGCAAUUGGCUGUGUCUUUGCUGAGCUGCUGUCAGGAGUGCCUCUGUGGCCAGGAAAAUCGGAUGUGGAUCAGCUGUAUCUGAUUAGGAAGACCUUGGGGCAUCUCAUUCCUAGGCACCAACAGGUGUUUAGCACGAAUCAGUACUUCAGUGGAGUGAAAAUUCCAGACCCUGAAGAUAUGGAACCACUUGAAUUAAAAUUCCCAAACAUCUCUUAUCCUGCCCUGGGGCUCCUAAAGGGCUGUCUCCACAUGGACCCUACUGAAAGGCUGACAUGUGAACAGCUGUUGCAUCACCCAUAUUUUGAAAACAUCAGAGAAAUAGAGGAUUUGGCAAAAGAACAUGACAAACCAACAAGGAAGACCCUAAGAAAGAGCCGAAAGCACCACUGCUUUACAGAAACAUCCAAGUUGCAGUACCUACCCCAGCUAACUGGCAGCAGCAUCCUUCCAGCUGUGGAUAGUAAGAAGUACUACUGUAAUACCAAGAAACUUAACUACCGUUUUCCAAACAUUUAAAGGAGCUAGGAGACAUGAUUUUAAAAAAGGAAUCAAUAGAUGCUUUGAAGAAAAUAAAACUUACACAGUUGAUUGAAAACAAUUACAAUGUUGAAAACACACCAGGAGAAAACAGAAGCAAGAAACUGGGAGGCCAAUUGGCAAGAUAUUAAGGGAAAUUCCAGAUCCAGUCUUCCAUGCUUGAUGAUGGUGUCCACAAAAGAAAGAAAAAACCUGUUUGGAGUUGCACUUGUAUUUCAGUUUAUGUAAGUAGCCGAACUUAUGGACAGAAUAUGAACUGUCCCAUACCUCUGGCAAAACUAGAUGAUAUCAAAAAGAUUUAUGCUUCAGUUGUACCACAUGCCACACAAGAAAAAUGGACUACAAAAUGCCCAUAUAUAUUUCCUCGGAUCUCUGUUGCCUGAGUCCUAUCUCCUGCCUCUCAGAGUGUUUCAGCAUCAUAUUUAAGAUAGUUCUAUUUCUUGAAAUCGAAAUGUUUAAAAUCCCAUUUCCUGCCUGCUCUAUUUCUUGAUUUUUAUAUUUUAAAACAUUUUGAGGGUAACACUUAGGUUCAAAAUAUUUAAAAGCAUACGAAUUAUCACAAAAACUUGGUAAUUUAUAUAUUUAAUUAUAUGUUUAUACAUUUCAUCCUUACUUUAUCAGUAAAGGAUACACCUUAGUCACUUUUGCAGGCAA
Molecule: messenger RNA, 1824 nt
Organism: Nomascus leucogenys (northern white-cheeked gibbon)
Lineage: Eukaryota; Metazoa; Chordata; Mammalia; Primates; Hylobatidae
Gene: CDKL1
Product: cyclin dependent kinase like 1
Biological process (GO): protein phosphorylation
Cellular component (GO): nucleus
Molecular function (GO): cyclin-dependent protein serine/threonine kinase activity; ATP binding
Source: RefSeq, a predicted model, not a curated record